Molecule: messenger RNA, 3274 nt
Organism: Sciurus carolinensis (gray squirrel)
Lineage: Eukaryota; Metazoa; Chordata; Mammalia; Rodentia; Sciuridae
Gene: Catsper2
Product: cation channel sperm associated 2
Exons: 12
Coding region: 144-1889 (581 amino acids)
Biological process (GO): flagellated sperm motility; fertilization; transmembrane transport
Cellular component (GO): CatSper complex; membrane
Molecular function (GO): calcium-activated cation channel activity
Source: RefSeq, a predicted model, not a curated record
GUCUGCAGGAAAGGCGGCGCAGAGACUGGGGCUGGGCCCCGAGAGGGUCCAUCAUGUGGGGAACCAAAUUCUAGGGUCCCUGGAGCCGGAGGCCAGGGCGUGAAGUCAGGGUUGAGUGGGCGGAAGAGAGCCUGGGUUGAGACAUGGCUACUGAUUACCAAGCAGGGCACAUGCAACUGCCCAGAGCUGAUGCCAUUCGUUCACGUCUCAUCGAUACUUUCUCUCUUAUCCAGCAUUUGCAAGGCUUAAGCCAAGCUGUGCCACGGCAUACUCUCCGGGAGAUACUUGAUCCUUCCCUUCAGAAGAAACUUUUGCUGGGAGAUCAGCAUCAGCUAGUGCGAUUCUCCAUAAAGCCUCGACAUGUAGGACGGAUUUCACAUGCCCAGCGAAUGUUGAGCAGGCUUCGUGUGCGCUGCAGUCAGAGGCCACCUCUUUCCUUGUGGGCUGGAUGGGUUCUUGAGAGUUCUCUCUUCACAAAUUUCGUCAUCUUCCUCAUCUUCCUGAAUACAAUCGUACUCAUGGUUGAAAUAGAAUUGCUAGAAUCCACAAAUACCAAACUGUGGCCAUGGAAGCUGACUAUGGAGGUGGCAGCCUGGUUUAUCUUGUUUAUUUUCAUCUUAGAGAUCCUUCUUAUGUGGCUAUCAAGCUUUUUCCUCUUCUGGAAGAAUGCCUGGAAUGUAUUUGACUUUAUUGUUACCAUAUUGUCUUUGCUUCCUGAAAUUGUGGUGCUGGGAGGGGUAACAGGUCAAUCUGUGUGGCUCCAACUGCUGAGGAUCUGCCGGGUGCUGAGGUCUCUCAAACUCUUUGCACGAUUCCGUCAAAUUCGAGUUAUUAUUUUGGCCCUGGUCAGGGCCCUCAAGAGCAUGACCUUCCUCUUGAUGCUGCUGCUCAUCUUCUUCUACAUUUUUGCUGUGACUGGUGUCUACUUCUUUGAGGCUUACACCCGUUCAACUCAGCAGGACCUGGUGUACAACGUUUUCUUCUCGGACCUGUUGAAUUCCCUGGUGACAGUAUUUAUUCUCUUCACCUUGGAUCAUUGGUAUGCACUGCUUCAGGAUGUCUGGAAGGUUCCUGAAGUCAGCCGUGUAUUCAGCAGCAUCUAUGUCAUCCUUUGGUUAUUGCUUGGCUCCAUUAUCUUUAGAAAUAUCAUAGUAGCCAUGAUGGUUACUAAUUUUCAGAAUAUCCGGAAUGAGCUGACCGAGGAAAUGACACAUCUGGAGGUUCAACACAAAGCUGACUUAUUCAAGCGGCAGAUUAUUCAGAGGAGACAGAACCUGUCCCCUGAAGCACUGAGGUCAAGUCACAGCAAAAUGGAUACCAGAAAAACCAGUGAACAAAAGGUAUCUUCAGACUUUGAAGCUUCUAGAGAGGAUCAUGCAGAGACUGAAUUCAGUGCUGUAGAAGAAGAACCAGCAGAGACGGAACACAGUGCUACUGAAGAGGAUGUGGCAAAGACUGAAUCAAAAACAAAAAAAUCCAUUCCUCUAAAAACAGAGUACCCAUCUGCUUCUUCUGCCUCCUCUUCUUCUUCCUAUUAUUCCGUGUCUCCAGGAUCCAGAUAUUCUGACACUGCUGAUCAUUUAGACUGGGAGACUCUUGUGCACCAGAAUCUACCUGGGUUAAUGAAUAUGGAUCAGGAUGACCGUGUGGUUUGGCCCAGAGAUUCACUCUUCCGUUAUUUUGAGUUGCUGGAAAAGCUUCAGUAUAACCUAGAGGAGCGUAAGAUAUUGCAACAAUUUGCAGGUAUGGAUUUAGGGCUGUCAGGGGGACUGGGAGUUGUUUUCAUGGGAGUAACAUAUAUAUAUUAUGUUACAUAUAUAACUGGGAAGAAAUGGGAGGGUGUCCACUAUUCUAGCACCUCAGCCUCUCAAUGUCUGCCUUUCACCUGAAAAGGGGAAAUUCUUGGUUUGGUAUGUCACAUUCUGAGUACGUGUCCCAAUUUCCUCUAACAUAGAAAACCUAGAACCUGCUUCUCCAGCAGGGGACACCCAAAUUCUAUGAUGUCUGAGAGCUUGUUCCCUAAGAGAAUAGUGUCCAAUUCCAUUUGGGAAUUAGGACAAGGUGGGUUUUUGCCCUAUUUGGGCAGUCCGUUCCCUUCUGGACAUGUUCCUUCCCUUUUAAGAUCUCAGUUCAGACAUGAGCAAUGGGCUUAGUCUCACAUUGAACAGCUAUAGGGUUUAAAUGAGAAGCAGAAAACCCACAAGUGGUCACUGCUCCAGUCCUCAAAAAAUGUUUAUGAAUUAGACUUCCCAUCAGCCUCUUCUAGUGUCACUCUAGGUAUAGAGAAGUAUAUGGUUUAAAUAGUAGAGUUUGACAUAAGCUAAGAUUUAUCUGCUCAAAAUCAUUUUCCCUAUGUUUCAUGAUAUGGAGAUUAAUUUGAAUUAAUAAAAAUUCCCUCUAAAAGUUAAAAAAAAAAGGCUGGAAGAGUAGGGGCUUUUUAUUUGCAAUUUAAAAUGGAUUAGUGUCCUCUUGAGUUCUCUUCCUCAUACCUUGUUGAAAAUAAUCUAAUGUAAAUUAAAUUAGGAAAGAGGACUCUGUGUGCAUAUGUGUAUGUGGUGAGCAGAGGAGGGCGAUAAGAGAAAUUUAUAACAUUGAGACAUAGAAUUUUGGGUAGGGUGUCAAAGACAAGCUUUGCCCCAUCAAAAUUUACCUGACAUUCAUCCUGCUCUUUCCAGUCAUUUUCCAUCCUGUCUUCCCACUUGUUCUCUGGGGAAAACAGAGUGGAAAAGGAGAGAAGAUAGAAGUUGGCUUCUUUAAUAUUGAUUAACUUGUUUAUGACAAAGAUUGUAGACUCAUAUAGCUUAAUUUAGAGUAAAGAUUAGUCAAUUUGUGUGGGAAUCUAGAACCCAGAAAACCUAGAUCUUCACCAAAUGCUUAUAUGUUCUAAAUAUUCUUAGCUCUCCAGCCUUACAGUCUGCUUCUUUACAGUGCAGGCACUGAUGAGUUUCGAAGACAAGUAAAGCCCUCAAUGGAUGGGCUUCGAUAUGGGAUGACUUCGAUAUCUCUGGGCCCAGCAGAAGAUAAUGAAGGGAAUACUUGGAAAUAGAGAAUUCAAAAUAUAAAUGUCUAAUAAAUACUGCUGUUGAGUUAACUAAUUAACAUAGGGAUACUGAAAGCAUAAGGUCAGACAAAAGAGUUAGUUCAGAUGCCGAUGGAGCCUGUGCUCCUUGCCAUUUCAUUCUCUCUGCAGCUCUUAAGAGGUUUUUCGUUUGUUUGUUUGUUUUUGUUUUUGUUUUUUUAUACAGUGUUGGGGAUUGAACCCAGAGCCUUGUGC